UAUAUACUUUUUAUUUAUUCGUAUCAUUUCACCUCUACUUUUAGUGUGUGAUUUGUCAAAUUUCGUUUCGUCCCUAGUUUAAACUUUACUUAUUCUAAAAAUCUUUUAUCGAAGUUACGAUGACAAAUUCUCCUACCACUGUGAGUGCUGCCAAGCCCGUAUUGCGUGGUUUGCAUAACGCUACCAUCAAGAAGAACCUUACCAUUGCUCUCGCGCUGACCGCGGUGGUAACAGUCGGUUGGAGUUUUCUAAUCAACCGACCCAAGAAAGAGGCUUAUGCAGAAUUCUACAAGAACUAUGAUGCUCAGAAAUCUUUUGAACGCAUGAAGGCUAACGGUCGUUUCCAAGGAUGUUGAGUAACCAAAAGUUGAAUAGGGGGAAAGUGUUUAAAAAUAAUAUAAAAUAUACACCUCUCAAAACUUAA
Rhagoletis pomonella (apple maggot) is the source of this 424-nucleotide messenger RNA. RefSeq names its product cytochrome c oxidase subunit 6C-1 (gene cype). The transcript is spliced from 3 exons. The record is from RefSeq and is a predicted model, not a curated record. Bases 120 to 356 code for a protein of 78 amino acids. Lineage: Eukaryota; Metazoa; Arthropoda; Insecta; Diptera; Tephritidae.